AUGUCCAAGAACUCCUCCUCUGGAGGAGCCUACGGCCAAGCCGCUGGCGACACCGACUUUCGCAAGAAGUACGAUCUCGACGAAUAUGCCGCCAAAGCGCGCGACCGCGAGGAGGCCGAAAAGGAGGAGCGCAAGGCGCGAUGGGAGGCCAAGAUGGCCGGCAAGAAAUACUACAAGCCUCUUGAGGGCCACGAGACCCUGACGACCGCUCGCUCGGGACACCAAGACUUCAGCAAGCUGGUCGGCACAACGAUGCUGAUUCCCGCGGGGGCAGGCGUGGGCAAGCGCGGCCGAGGAGCGGGCAUCUACUGCGAGGCCUGCGACCUGACCUUCAAGGACAACCUGCAGUGGAUCGAGCACACGAAUAGCAUGCAGCAUCAGCGGAACACGGGACACACGGGCGAGGUGCGAAAAGCGACGGCUGAGGAGGUACAUCAGAGGAUCGAGCUUCUGUGGGAGAGGCUACAGGAAAGGAAGAGGGAGCAGGUCGUUAGUCUCCAGGAGCGGCUGGAGGUGAGGAGAGUGGAAGAUGAGAAGGAGAGGGAGGAGAAGAGGAGGAAGCGGAAAGAGGGGGAGGAAAGGAAGAGGUUGGAGAAAGAGGAGGCGGAAAAAGCCAAGACUAACUACGGAGAGGACGUGAGGAUUGAGGGCGAACACGAUGAGGAUGAUAUGAUGGCUGCCAUGGGGUUCACGGGAUUCGGAGUCCCGAAGAAGUAG
This is a messenger RNA of Sordaria macrospora k-hell, 717 nucleotides long. RefSeq lists its product as uncharacterized. NCBI's taxonomy places the organism in Eukaryota, Fungi, Ascomycota, Sordariomycetes, Sordariales, Sordariaceae. The record is from RefSeq and is a predicted model, not a curated record. Gene Ontology annotation, cellular component: U4/U6 x U5 tri-snRNP complex; spliceosomal complex. Gene Ontology annotation, biological process: mRNA splicing, via spliceosome.